UUUGGAAUAUAUUAUCAAAAAUUAAAAACUAAUCUUUCAUUUUUUUUAUUACUGUAAUUUCUACAAGGUUCUAUUACACUUAGUAGUCAUAAAAAUUGAUAGCUAUCAUUCACACAAACCUACAUGUGUCUCUCUUUUUGCUUUUACUAGAAGAUGUGUAUCCUUCAUUUUCUACCCACUUCAUCUGUUCGAACUCUCCAGUAACAUUGCUGUAUCAUUUCACUUGCCAACCAAAAAAAUCAAGCUCGUCACUUGAGUGCAAAAAAAAAGGUACCUUCAUAAACUCUCUUUUCAGUUACAAUUUCUACUAUUUCUCAAGGCCUCAAACACUUAAACUACUUCCACUACUGCAUUUAUUGAAACUUUGGUGUCAUUGUUAUUUUUCUUUUGAAGGCUCAACAACAUCUUGUGCUUUGCUUGGGUUUGCUCUUUGUUCAUUGCAGGACUUGGUCACGUAAGGUUUUAAUGGCAACAAUUGAGAAAUUUAUUAAAGAUAUUCACCCAUCAGAAACAAAAUGGAGGGUGAAAGUGAUUGUUCUAGAGAAAGGAAUGCCGAAAACUGCUCGAAAUGCUACAAAAAGAAAUCAAAACUUGCUACUAUCUGAUUCGCAGAAAACACAAAUCCAGACCACUAUAUAUGAUGAUGACAUCGAGAAGUUCCAAAAUACCUUGGCUGUUCACGGAUGCUACUAAAUAUCAAACACCUAUGUCAAAUUUACAAAACCACAAUAUCAAGUACUAGAGAUACCAUAUGAAUGGGUAAUAAAUAGUAGAUGUACUUUAGUUGAAAAUGUGCCACAGGAAGAUAUCUCAAUGUUAACUUUAGUAGAAUACAAUUUCACUCCUUUUGUUAGCUUCUCAGAUCAUAUGGAUCAAUCAACUUCAGUUGACUUGAUGGCAGUUGCAAUUAUUGUGAAUCCUAAGAAGCAAAUAUACACCAGUAAUUGUUUGCAAGACUUACAAGAGCUAAUAGUUGUUAAUGAAGAGAAAAAACCAAUUGGCCUGACAUGCUGGGGACAUUUUGUUGUUAAUGAAUGUGCUACAAUUACAAAAUUAAUAGCUACUACGCCUAUCAUUGUUGCUAGACGUCUGAAAGUCACAUCAUUUAAUGAAAUCUCAUUAUCAACAAAGAUAGACAGCUCUCUCAUGAUCAAUCCAAAUGUUGCUAAAGUACAAACACUGAGGCGGUGGUGUACUGAAAAUGAAACUUUUCUUCAAGACCCCAGAAUGAAUAAGAAAACAUGCUUAGAAUCCAUGUCCCAUCUAAUAAAACCUCAACUACAUCUUAUGACACCUAUAAAUGCCAUUAAACCAGGUAAGACAUAUUGGACCACAACUUCAAUUACUAUCACAAAUUCAACACAAACACUUUGGUACAUGGUAUGUAGCGAGUGUAAAAGAAUUACAACUACUGACUUCAAUCAAGCAUUCACUUGUAUAAAAUGCACUAAAAAUGCAACACCUGAACCACGAUUUGUCUUACUUUUAACGCAAUCUACAUUUUCUAUUUUCUAUAUUUUACUUUCUCAUGUUUUAUAAAUUAUUUAUAAUUUCUCCAUUUCACUAUAUUAUCAUAUCAAAUAUGUUUUAUUUUAUAAAAAAUAACUUCAGUUCAAAUUCACACGUGACAAAACAUUACAUAUAGUAUGUUACAUUGCAAUGUAUUCAGAACUAGAAUCACUGUACAACUUAAUGACUCAAGUGGUUCCUUGGAGGCAAUAAUGUUUGGUAAAAAGGCUGAAAUGUUCUUAUGUUGCUCCACCUCAGACCAUGUCAAAUUUUCAACUCAGGUAAUAAAUGUAGGAAAUAUUUUACCAGGAUCUAGAUUUACUAACAACUAUGUUUCAUUAACAUCCUAAUAUGAAUUCUAAAACAUUGAAAUAAACACAUAAGGUUUUAAGAAAACCUUACAUUGGGUGUAGUGAAAUAUAAUGACUCCUUCCGUUCAGAUCUCUAGCUCUUGAUUCUUUUCUGUAGCAGUGCAUCACCAAGAUCUGAACCUGGAUCUCCUUCUCUCCUUCCUUGAUGUUAAUUCUCCUUCUUGUUGGUUGGAUUUUUCACAAUCUUCCACACUAUGAUUGAGAUACCACUUGAUGUGUGUGGGCACUCACUAAUUCACUCAAAGGCUAAACAAUUGAAGAAGAAAAGAGAGGUAGAGAGUGGAGGCUAGGGUAUAGGUAGAAGGCUUAGAAUUUUCUCUCAAGGAAUGAGAUGCAUCAUCUUUUUCCUGAAGCCAUCACUAUCUAUUUAUAGGUAACCACCUAAGUUUAGGUUAGAAUUAUUUGGCAUUAAAAUAAUAGACAAAUAAAUGGUAAAUUCUAAGUGUGUCCGGCGAUAGGUUUAGGUAACCAUUUUGUAAUUUUGCCAUUUUGUCAUUGUUCCAUCCCAUUUUCUCAAAAACGUCAAUUUUCUAAUUUAACCACUUAAAUGCCAAUUCCAAUUAU
This is a messenger RNA of Cannabis sativa, 2444 nucleotides long. RefSeq names its product replication protein A 70 kDa DNA-binding subunit B. The coding region runs from base 814 to 1539 and encodes 241 amino acids. The record is from RefSeq and is a predicted model, not a curated record. The transcript has 10 exons. Lineage: Eukaryota; Viridiplantae; Streptophyta; Magnoliopsida; Rosales; Cannabaceae.